GAGAAGCUGAACAUGUGUUUUAGGGGUCGCUUUGCGAGUGUGAUACCAAAAAGACAACAUCUUUUUUUCUCAAUUUACGGGAAAAUCUGUCCAAGUCGUGACAGUUACAGCAAAGGACGAAUCAUAGCUUACGCUACGAAACGGGACUUAUCGUUAACAGCUUGCUCGUACAGUAGUUUGCAUUUUGGAAAGCUGCCCUGAGAACUUUUAUGUCAAAGGUAGGCUAAGCGAUGCCAUUUGAGUGAGGAUAUGCUGUGAAGAGGUAUUUUCAAGUUGUCUAAUUAAAAACGGCGUUUAAACGAUCAAGUUUAUUUUAACUGGAAGUAGAAAAGGAUCACGAUCGACCUAUGACACUGUACGUCCGCUCAGAUUGGUGCUGCAAAUGGGCGGCAUAGGCGGCAAUUUGUACCUCAAUAUGUUGAAUGGAACUGAGACACAAAGUUUCGCGAAAGAAGCCGACAUUAGCAGUCACCUACAUCGCAACAAAGACUUGGUGGACUUGAAAAUGGGAAUUCACGACACGAGGUUUUAUUAUCAGGAAUCAAUCCAGAACGGACAGGACAAUCUGCCUCUGCAGUAUCAUACCGAGCAAACUGUCGCCGGAUUCGGUGCGCAACCCGGGAGGUUCUACUCACCAACUUCACUCAGCAGUUGUCACUUCAACAACAUACGGUCGCCGUCGAGAGGUGGCACGGGACAAACUUAUGUGCCGGCAGGAGGAGAUGGAUUUUUGUCGCAGGGCAAAGAUGUGUACCCGUCCGGUGCAGAGAGUUACUCUGCGUCCUUUCAGCACGGGUAUCCCCGCGCACCCCUGUACCCUAUACCUGGCCUACAGGUGUCGGGCAAAACACAGGCUGUCCUCAACAAUUACCCUCUUUGGGCCAAGUUUCACAAAUACCAAACCGAGAUGAUCAUCACAAAACAAGGACGGAGGAUGUUCCCCUUCCUCAGCUUCAACAUAAGUGCGCUGGACCCCACGGCGCACUACAACGUCUACGUGGACGUGGUGCUCGCCGACCAGCACCACUGGAGGUACCAGGGUGGCAAGUGGGUGCAGUGUGGCAAAGCCGAGGGCACCAUGCCAGGUAACAGGACGUACAUGCAUCCCGACUCGCCCAACACCGGAGCUCACUGGAUGAGGCAGGAGGUGUCCUUUGGUAAACUCAAGCUCACCAACAACAAAGGCAGCUCCAACAACGUGGCCCAGAUGAUUGUGCUGCAGUCGCUACACAAGUACCAGCCCCGUCUACACGUCGUGGAGGUGAAGGAGGACGGCUCAGAUGACCCCUUCCUCUCCUCCAAGGCCCAGAUCUUUGUCUUCCCAGAGACACAGUUCAUCGCUGUGACAGCCUAUCAGAACGCAGACAUCACUCAACUGAAAAUAGACCACAACCCUUUUGCUAAAGGCUUCCGGGACAAUUACGACACGCUCUACGUCCAGCAGGACUCCGAGCGGCUCACCCCGUCCCCCAACGAUGGUCAGCAGCUCCUGGCGGGUGGCUGUUACCACCAGCAACCUUACCUUGCAGACCAGUACAUGAGCCCGCUGCCUCAGGGCCGCUUCUACAGCCGCGCCGACAUGUCCAUGGCGGGCCAGCAGGGCCCCAAGGACCCGUCGUCCACCGUCAGCCCCCACGGCCGCUGGUACCUGCCCAGCCCGCACCCCAUGCCCCCCUCCAACUGCCUGGACUUCAACUCCUUCGACGGGGACUACGCGACAGGCAACGGGCUCUACAAGCCCUACCCCCACCACCUGCAGACGCCCGGGAACCCCACGCUGGGCUACUACCCGGAGAGCCCCUUCUCGACCGGGGGCAUGUCGGUGCCGGUCAGCGGGGCGUGGAGCGCCAGCGGCAGGCCCUCGCCGCCGUACCUCAGCCACCCGCGGCCGAGCAAGCCCGGGCCCCCGGGGGGCCCCCUCAGCUGGUUCCGCUCCGUGCCGACGUCCUCGUCGACCUCGCCGGCGGGGGCUAACGCGCGUCCGCCGCCGCCACUGGCCCCACCCCCGCCGAGUGUCCUCUCCACGCCUCCGCUGGAUUCUCUGCGUCUGGCCCUGCCGCAGGACAAGCCCAAGGACGGGUGUGGGGGCGGCGGUGGCGCUGGGGGAACGGGGGAGGACGGCUGGUUGGAGGCGCCCUCGGUGAAGUCGGUGGACUCGGCCGACUCGGGACACGAGGGCGGCGAGAGCAAGAAGCGGCGCGUGUCGCCGUACGCCUCCAGCACGGAGAACUCCCCGCCCAACCGGAACUCCGAGCUCUGCGAGAAGGACAGCGGCAGCGACGUCGGCUACUACAGCUUCUUCGGCCACUGAUCCCUCGCCCUACCCACCCGGAAAAAAAAGACUCGGCCCUCCGCUCCUAAC
Messenger RNA from Alosa alosa (allis shad), 2362 nucleotides. It is a transcript of the gene tbx21, whose product is annotated as T-box transcription factor 21. NCBI's taxonomy places the organism in Eukaryota, Metazoa, Chordata, Actinopteri, Clupeiformes, Clupeidae. The coding region runs from base 383 to 2311 and encodes 642 amino acids. Gene Ontology annotation, biological process: positive regulation of DNA-templated transcription; cell fate specification; lymphocyte migration. Gene Ontology annotation, cellular component: nucleus. The record is from RefSeq and is a predicted model, not a curated record. Gene Ontology annotation, molecular function: DNA-binding transcription factor activity, RNA polymerase II-specific; RNA polymerase II cis-regulatory region sequence-specific DNA binding. The transcript has 6 exons.